Messenger RNA from Microsporum canis CBS 113480, 318 nucleotides. RefSeq lists its product as uncharacterized. The record is from RefSeq and is a predicted model, not a curated record. The transcript is spliced from 2 exons. The coding region runs from base 1 to 318 and encodes 105 amino acids. NCBI's taxonomy places the organism in Eukaryota, Fungi, Ascomycota, Eurotiomycetes, Onygenales, Arthrodermataceae.
AUGGCGGAGGACGAAGAAUCCAUGUUCCCCAUCUGCAGCACAACCAAGCAAAGCUUGAUUAAGCUUGAAAUCUUUUUCAUGGUUGUCAAGGGUCGUUGGCACGGGUUUUAUUUCGGCAUGUUCGUGGCGGCCCCCGGUAUAUAUCAGGUUCGCGCCCAUGCAUCUUCGAGGAUUCUGCAAACUCUGAUAUUUGAUCACACCGACAGUUUUACUAGAUCCUUCCAUGGAAGGGUUCAGUUGCUCCAAAGGCACAACUUGAACAGUUUCCAGAUAAGCCGUGGUAAUCGUCAGGGAUCCGAGUGGCAAUCAAACAUGUAA